Messenger RNA from Centruroides sculpturatus (bark scorpion), 2598 nucleotides. Its product is annotated as A disintegrin and metalloproteinase with thrombospondin motifs 3-like. The transcript has 21 exons. Gene Ontology annotation, cellular component: extracellular matrix. The record is from RefSeq and is a predicted model, not a curated record. Lineage: Eukaryota; Metazoa; Arthropoda; Arachnida; Scorpiones; Buthidae. The coding region runs from base 1 to 2598 and encodes 865 amino acids. Gene Ontology annotation, biological process: extracellular matrix organization; proteolysis. Gene Ontology annotation, molecular function: metalloendopeptidase activity.
AUGACAGCGAGUUUGUACGAAUCUAUUUUGAAGAAUGAUGAAACUGUGAUCCAGAUUCAUCGGACUGCUCAAUGUACAAUCUUAGCUGAAGAAAUAAUUCGAGUAAAAAGAGAUAACGAUAAAGAACUUGGAUCUAACCAGACUGAAAAUUACAGUUUCGUUAGUCAUUCAUUCAAUGCAUCUGAUCCCGAAACAAUGGAGAAUCUUUAUUUGGAAAUUGUUAUUGCUGCAGAUCAUUCUGUCAUUGAAUUUCAUCAAAAAGAAAAAACUCGUGAUUAUAUUUUAACUAUGAUGAAUAUCGUUAAUCAACUUUUCAGAGAUCCAUCUUUAAAUAUCAACUUGAAAUUAUUCGUUAAAGAAAUUUUACUGCUGGAAAAGUCAGAGGUAAAUUUAGUCAUAAGUGGAAAUUCUCACAAAAGUUUAGAUCGAAUAUGCCAAUGGUUUUAUCAAUCUUUUAACGAAAGUAAUAUUGAUGAUUAUGAUUUGGGUAUCUUUUUGACAAAAUUCUCUCUAGGAGGACCGUCAGGUUAUGCUCCUAUUAAUGGGCUCUGUAGCAAACGGAGAAGCUGCACUUUAAAUAGAGAUGAAGGACUCUCGUCAGCUUUAAUAAUUGCUCACGAAAUAGGACACGUUUUAGGUUUGCAACAUGAUGGCGAAGGCAACGAUUGUGAAGCAGGGACAUACGAAGGAAGUAUUAUGUCACCUAUAGUUAGGGCAACGUUUCAAAGGUAUCACUGGUCAUCAUGUAGUCGAGAAAAGCUAAAAACUCAUAUUGGAAAUUUCGAAUGUUUAAAAGAUAAAUCCGAUAACAUAUCUGAAAGCAAUGAUUUGCAGAAAGCAUUUUAUUCUCUGGAUGAACAAUGCCGUCAAGAAUUUGGAUAUAAUUACACACUUUGCAAAUCUUUUCAGCCUUCUAAUGUUUGUAACCAGUUAUGGUGUGGUCAAUUUACAAAUCCAUCGUUUUGUAAGUCCAAAAGCAAUCCACCGCUUCAAGGCACAAUUUGCGGAUCUCAAAAGAGGUGUUAUCAAGGAUAUUGUCUACCUAUAGAAACCAAAUUAGACGAUUUGAUUCAUCAUAAUCCUCAAAAUGGUCAAUGGGGAACUUGGAGUGAAUUUACGCCUUGCUCUAGAAGUUGUGGUAUUGGAAUUCGUUUUAGAAUUCGUAAAUGUGAUAAUCCCAGACCUCUGUAUGGUGGAAAAUAUUGCACAGGAAAGUCUGAAGAGUUUAAAAUUUGUAAUAUUGAGAGCUGUCCAUUUUUAACAGACUUUCGUGAAGAGCAAUGUUUUCAAAUUCAGAAAUAUAUGAAACUUAGCUCUAAGCAAUCUCAACUUACAUGGUUACCAUUUGAACCGGAAAAUAUUUCAUUAAAAUGUAAGUUAACGUGCAUGUCUAAAGAAACAAAAGAAUUGUUAUUUGGAGAGAAUGUUAUUGAUGGUACAUAUUGCUCUUAUGACAACAGAAACAGCAUUUGUAUUCAGGGACAUUGCAUGGGUUGCGAUAAAAUAUUAAAUUCGCAGAAGGAAGAAGAUUUGUGUGGAAUUUGUGGAGGAAAUAGCAUGCUUUGUAAAUCCGUAAAUAAAAUAUAUAUGAAAAUCCCUACGAAAUCUUAUAGUAUAGUCACAACUCUUCCUGUCGGUGCGCAUCACAUUGAAAUAAAAGAAGAAACAAAUACAGAUAGUUUUCUUGCAUUAAAGCUGAGAAAUAAAGAAUUUAUUUUAAAUGGAAAUAAUAACCAGAAUAAAUCUACAGUGGUAAUUCAUGCUGGAACAAAAUUCAUUUAUCAAAUUGAAGGAGGAUAUGAAUUUCUACGAGCGAAGGGACCUCUUCUUACAGAAGUAAUUGUUAUGAUUAAUCCAUCGAUUAUUAAAGUUCCUGUUUUAGUUUCAACUAAUUACACAAUAGCAGUAAAGAAAGGAUUGGAUUCUGUAACUUCCAUUCAACAGCAUUUUCAAUGGGAAUCAAAGAAGUGGUUGCCAUGUUCCCAGUCAUGUGGAGGAGGAGUGCAGUACAAAGGACUAAUUUGUCGAGACAGAAGAACAGACAAAAGAGUCAAAUGGAAAAAUUGUGAUUUGCUCACCAAACCAGUUCCGCAACAACGCGUCUGUAAUUUAAUAUCAUGUACUUUUAGAUGGUUAACACGAGAAUGGGAACCUUGCACACAUACUUGCGGAAUGUACGGAAUUCAAAAUCGAGAAAUUCAUUGUGUUUUAACUAAUAAUACAAAAAUUAUAGUACCACCAAAUUUUUGUUUGGAAACAAAACCAAGUACUACAAAUUCUUGUAAUCGAGUGUUAUGUCCUUCUGAAUGGAUUAUGGAAUCUUGGUCAGAGUGUUCUGCUUCAUGUGGUAAUGGGACGCAAAUUAGAAAUGCAAUUUGUAAUAAAAGUAACGAAUUUUCUGAAUGUCCUCCUCCAUCACCACCCACAAUAAGGCAUUGCAAAAUAAUAGAAUGCUCAGAAUCCUGCAUAGAAGAUAAAUCUAUAUUUUGUAAAAUAUUUACAUUGAGCCGUUACUGUAGACACUCCUCUUUUCGAAACAUAUGUUGCAUGACCUGUCAAAAAUACGUAUCAUUAAUUCAUUUGCAAAAUACCGCUUAA